Maudiozyma saulgeensis is the source of this 1119-nucleotide messenger RNA. The record is from the annotation of a GenBank genome assembly. Lineage: Eukaryota; Fungi; Ascomycota; Saccharomycetes; Saccharomycetales; Saccharomycetaceae.
AUGAUAUCAUUACCGUAUCCAUUUAGUAAACCAUUCAACAAAUCAAGAACAGAUGCUUCUCCAAAUUCAUUGAAACAACUAGCAUCGUUAUGUGACGAUCCGCAAGUUGCUGAUUUUGUAUCAACGUAUAAUAAUCUAACAACAAGAAGAGAAAGAACUCCAAGCUCUAGGUUCACCAAACCUAACUAUACUAAUUAUAAACCACCAAAAUAUCCAAUAAUUCUUUGUCAUGGACUCUCUGGAUUUGAUACUUUAAUUCUAAUUCCUUCUGUGAGAACAUUUAUAAACGUCAUUUCUAAUGCAGUUAGUUAUAAAAACUCCGAAUAUUUUGUAAUGGAUGAAACUGAUAAUGAAGUUAAAAAAAAUGUUUUGGAAGUUGAAUAUUGGAUUGGCGUAAAACGAAUAUUAGAAAGUAAAGGUUGUACAGUUUUCAUUACAAAAGUACCACCAUUUGGUAGUAUUGAAGAAAGAGCAACUUCAUUAAAUAAAAUUUUAAAUACUGUGGUUAAUCAACAAUUACAAACAAAGAAUGAUAAAAUCACUAAACUUAAUUUUAUCGCACACUCAAUGGGGGGUCUAGAUUGUAGAUAUUUAAUCUCAAGGAUUCCAGAGAAUGAAAAAAAUUAUGAAGUUGCAAGUUUAACAACUUUGUCUACACCUCAUGGUGGUUCAGAAGUAGCAAAUUAUGUUGUUGGACAAUUUGGUAAGAUUCGCAAAUCAUUAAAUGAUAAUGGUCCCUUAUUACCAAUGUGUUAUUAUCAAUUGACAACUUAUUAUGCCCAAUAUUUUAAUAAUAUUACCCCUAAUGAUCCAGAUGUAAAAUAUUUUUCAUAUGGUGCUUAUUUUAGUCCCAAAUGGUAUAGUUCUUUUGCAUUAACUUGGAGCAUAAUUAAUUAUGCUACAAACGGGGAACCAAACGAUGGAAUGGUAACUGUAAAGAGUAGUCAUUGGGGAAAAUAUAUGGGUACUUUACCAAAUAUGGAUCAUCUUGAUAUCAUUAAUUGGAGGAAUAAAUUUCAUGAUACCUUUGAGCAAUUGUUACAAAAUAAAAAAAAUCCAGAAUCUAUUCUUCAACUUUAUGUAAAUAUUACAAAUGAUCUUGCAGAACAGGGUUGUUAA